Zootermopsis nevadensis is the source of this 6075-nucleotide messenger RNA. NCBI's taxonomy places the organism in Eukaryota, Metazoa, Arthropoda, Insecta, Blattodea, Termopsidae. The record is from RefSeq and is a predicted model, not a curated record.
GCAUUCGCACGAACACAUACCACAGACGUUAAUAGUCGGCCCCCUUACAGCGGCCGUGGAGUUUCACGGGGAGACAGUUUUGUUACCGAAUGAGAAAGAGUGCCACCGAAGUGAAGUUUUUCGUGAAGACACAGUUUUGUUGCUGUAGUGAAGUUUCGUGAAGACAGGCAUUUGUUUUGUAAGACUUUUGCGAAGGAGAAUACGAAGUUUCACGGUGAAGACCUCACCCACGAAAAUGUAUAACAAACCAUGAAAAGAGAAAGUUACCAGAACAGAAACUUAGCGAAAACUUAUACUUAUCUACGGAUGGAUUUUACACGUAAUGGUGUUAGUUAAAAUUUUGCCAACAGUGUUUAUCAGUCAACAAACGUGGUAUUGUUGAAUUCGGUAUUCGUCCUUAGUAAUUUCUGUAACGGUGUGUGCAGUUCUCGUAAAAUAUCAUAAAACCUGAAGGCAGAUGAGAGAAUCCAUUACAUUAGCUAUAAAUUUGCUUCAGAAUGUUUAUUUAUUACUCACACACAUUUCCAAAUUUCAUCCUGAAAAGUUAAAAAUACACGUAGUAGAAUAUUAAUUAUGUUUCGUAAAUUUCAUUCGGAAUAUUUACUUCCGCGUUAUUAAGUCGAAUUAAAUAAAAAUAAAACAUUUUUUUUUAAAAUCCAUAAAUUCCUUAAUUGUAUAGUGUGAUUUUUACACAGUUAUUAUUUGUGUACGGACAUUAAAUGAUCAUUCAAAUUAGCAUACGGCAUUCAGAUAAAAAAGUAUUUCGCCAUCAGUGUGAUUCAUUACGAUAUAUGAGCAUGUUUAUAGACUAGCUCACAGAUAAAAAUCUAAGCUUAUAAUUCACAGUGUUCAAAGAUAUUUUGAGUGUUCUGGAUUUGUCACGCCCAUACAAUGCCAGCAGUUCCUCUGUCUGUGGAAACCAAUAGCAAUGCUAGUACUUUGACAGACGACCAAGAGAGAGAAUUCACUGUCCUACACCAGGAUUCGGAAUUCACCGACGUCACAGAUUUUGCCUUCACCGUGUUACACGAAGACUCUCUUAAACAGAACUUGUCUGAAGGAAAUGAUGGCACUGAAGAAGUAGGAGGCAAGGACGAAAGCCAGAACAUUAAACGAAAAAUUUACAAUACCUUUAACACCAGCAUCGGCGAUCAUAAAAUAUUGAACCGAUCAAAUGCUUAUCUUCUGCAACAGAAACUUAUGAACCUUUCCAAAUCGAAUUCGAGCCUUCAGGAUCAGGGAAAAUCUAAAAACUUGGGCUCAGUGAUCAACAAUCUCAAAGAACAGAAGAAUCUGAGUAAGUCAAACAGCCAUCUGCCUUACCACGAGAAAUAUCAACUUAAAAAGGACAUAAGCAAAUCCUUCAACAGUCUGCAGAGGCGAAACAUCGAUCAGGGUGAGAACAACAUUGAAAAGGAGCACAGGAAUUAUCACAGAUAUUGCCACAUCUCCGGAAGAAAUUAUCUAAACAACAACAACAACAUGACUACAUUAAAACAGAGACCGGGUUUUGACCGAGAAUUCACCAAUUUUACGGACACGGGAAUACAGAAAAAUGACGCGGGCGCAAGACGACGCAGAAAUCCCACAGGACCAGAAUCCCACGGGAACAACAACAACAACAUUAACGGGGUAAAAAAUAACGAGAAGAAGACUCAGUUCUACGCCAAGAACGGCUACACCAACAAUAUUAAAAUGAACGAAAAAAAUACCGUGAACUCCGAAGACAUCAGGAAACCGCUGUUCAUAACGACGGUGAAGACUGGAAAAUUCCUGGACCCACCGCCAGAACUGGCGAUUCUCCUGGGAUUAAACCACAACCUGAACGAUUCUGUGGCCAGUUCUGCCAACGGUAGCAGCAACUCCCUAAACACCAGUGUGAGGGACCGACAUCAACAGCAGGUGCUUCUGUACUCGUUUUCCAGCCAGCCCCGAGUCCUCCACCAACAUUACCACAGGACCAAGUGCGAUGCGGCAGCAAAGGUGACCAACAGCGACGAACGGAAGAUUUGCAAAGAAGGCACCAGUGACAAGGAUGGCUCAGACGAUGGACCAGUGCGUUAUGGGAAUCUCAUGUUUGACCGUCGCGUUAUACGCGGAAGCACGUACGCACAACAGCCGAUGCCGCAGCCUAGAUGGAACCCUUAUUUCGGAUACGCCAAACUUCUAACGCAGACGGAUGGCGGCGAGACGCAGGUGGCGAGACAACAGGAGGCUCGCAGGAGGGCCAUCGCAAGGCGAAGAGCCCAGGGUCAGCAGACGAGGACCGCGAGGUACAGACUGCGCACGCCACCUCCUGUUGCGGGUCGCAGGCACGAGACUGUACAGACCGAGAAAUAUCUUGAGGAGAUACUGGACCGUCCUCCAGAAAGCGAAGCGUCCAGCCAGACGGAUCUUUUCCUGGACAGACCGGAAACUCCAGGGUAUCUUCCGGCCAAGGUUGGUCUGGACGUAGAGACCCAGAUUUACCCAGGAGACCUGUUUGACUUCGACGCUGAAGUGCAGCCGGUACUCGAGGUGUUGGUAGGAAAGACGGUCGAGGAGGCGAUGACAGAAGUGUUGGAGGAGGAGGAACUGAUGGCUCUCAGGGCCCAACAGAGGAGAUUCCAGGAGCUGCAGCGUCUCCAGGAAGAGGAGAGGACGACGAGAGAAGAGACGGAUCGCCGAAUGGAACAGGGUGAGGUGGUGAUCACGCUACAACGGGAGACAGAACAGCGAGUGGCUGAGGCCGUUCUUACCGAGGGACACUUGGCAGACUUGCUGCCUCCUGUUCUGGAAGGACUCAAAGAGGCUGGUUACGUCAUUGAUGACGUCAAAAUCGGUGUCGAGGAAGAAGUCAUGCCAUGGCUGAUUUCAGAAGUGAAACAAGAAAUUAACCAGAUGUUUACCAGCAGAGAAGUUCUUACAGACAUAGUUCGCGAAAUUUUAGAGACGAAAGCUGAGAUAUAUCGAGUUAUGGCAGAGGAGGACGCGAAGGAACUCGGUCUGGACAGCGAAGAAGAGAAAACUCCUAAACGACUGGAAGAGAAUCCUGGAACAGAAGUUGAAACUGAUAAAGUAAUUGACGAACGCGGACGAAGUAAGUAAACUUCCGAUUCAACGGAGAAUCGAAGAAAUGCCACGGCCGAUUACAGUUUGUACUUUGCUAAGUUAUUUUGAUUAGAUGUGUCGUUCUUGCGUUCGUAACAAUUCUGAUUAUACAGCCAGAGUUUUUACCCACGGUUUGUUCGAAGUAUAGGCUUAGAAAUGUCUAGCUUUCUUCAAUUACAGCACACGGGCAAUUUCGCAUUUUGACUUUACCACAGACGAAAUAACUGAUUCUCUUGUUUGAUGUCAGAAUGGUUUUCAUUACAAAUGCUUCCUCCAGGUGUUAAUCGGUUUGUUUCCAUUAAAUUUACACAAUUAAUCAAUCAAACAGAAACACGAAUUUUCCGUAUGAAUUAAACCACACGAGAUAAAUAUGAGAAUCUAAACAUUAUUUUUUAUUACAACGUCGGAAUUUUUUUUAAAAAAAGGAGAAUUAUCUUCUCUUGACACUCCACUCACGUUUGGACGUAACUGGUGUGGACGUCUGAUACUAUGUGGGCUGAGUUUUGAAGAAAGUGGACUUAUAUAUUGUCACGCUGAAGUUAGUUUGAAUCGGUUUAAGAAAUCGCAGUGACUAAGCAACCCCAGUUGGAAUGUCACUUUAAAACAGUUUAAUAAUGAAGAGAUUUUCCAUUUUACAGAGGUGAAGUAAGAGUCUUUUAGGGCAAAGUGGGGCAGAUUUUGUUCACGUGAUAUUGUUCCAGUCGCAAUAAUUUAUAUUCACGUCUGCUUCUUAAAUACUUAUUCCACCUAACAAAUCUUAUCAGUCAGAGGAAUGUUUUGAAAAUUCACAUAAUACAAACAUUUUACUUCCUGGUUUUAAAGUUGCUGUAUUUCUGAGGUAUCAGUGAAAGUUAAAUGCGUAAAAAUACAGAAUCAACUCUGAAGGAAUAAUUACAGUAUCCGAAAAGAAAUCUGGUACGCAAAGAAAAAUUAUUAUAAAUUGUCAAAAGAGACAGGCGGAGACUGUGACACGUGCGAAAGAUACAAGAGAUGUUUAUAAAAUUUUGAUUGUAAACUUGAAUGCAAGGGAGCACUUGGAAAACCUAGACAUAGAUGAAGGGAAAAUACAAAAAUGGAUCUUACGGAAAUGGGACGGGAGGAUGCAGACUGGAUUCACAGUAACUAUGGUGUACCACCAUCGCUGGAAAACAAAUUAUUGGGUACGGCUUAUCUAUUCUGGCAUUUAACUGCAGGAGCUUAAUGUAACCACGACAAUAAACGGACCGAACCACACAAUAAGAUUAUUUUUCGAUAAUUUUAAUAUCGACUGUUCUAAGUAAGGCAUUUUUUUUUCCAUGAACGUCACUGACAAUACCUUCAUUCCCAGCAUCUUUGUUAAAUCUUUCCUGUUAGCUGCAUUCAGGAUCAAGAUCUAUCAUGAUCCCCUCCCUUUCAUAACCGAGCACAAGUGGUAUAAUAAUCCAACACUGGCAAUAAUGACCACAGCACCUGUUUGAGAACUAUUCAUCACACGUAUCACUCAUCUUGCAAUUCGAAAUCUGCCAUUCAGCCUCUCUGACGUUCCAUGCAGCGAAAGGGGACCCUCUAGAUGCCCUAUGCUCCCUACCAGAACAACAGCUGCAGCGCAUUUGCGAAAUCAACCACAGAUAAAACAGCACGGCUCGUUGCAAAGUGUCCAGGAAGAAUCAUCCGUAGACCUACUUUAUUUAACGACGAUACAUCAGUGACCAACGCUAUACACAGCAAUAAUGACAAAUCACUAACUGAAGAUGGCUGUCUUCUGGGUUGUCUGGUAGAAGUUUACCAGCGUUUCAGAUGUCCUUCCUGCCUCCAUCAUCAGGGCGAUGAUAGAGGCAGCAGGACCUCUGAAACGUUGGUGGAUUUAUACGAGACUACGCGAAGUAACAACCCAGAAGACCGCCAUCUUCGGACUCACCGCCGUGGAAACCUCAAAACCACUUGUUUAAUACAAGCAGCAAAAUUGAAAAUGUUACGACCCGAAACAAGAUAAAAUAGAAGAUUAUAAGAAGAACGAGUAAAUUACAAUGAAAUUAAAUAUAUUUAGCCUAAAAGAAAAGACGAUAUAUAAAUGACAAGAACGUGUAGAAUGAUAGGCAGUUAAUGGCUUAUACAUUAUCAACCAGAAGGAAUAAUAAGUUUUCUUACCAAGAACAAAAUGGACAGAACAAGGUCGUUGAUGCUGAUGGAAACAUUUGAGAAGUAAAAUCUUUACAAAUGCUUCUAGGGCAAAUUAUAUAUUUUAUUUUUUAUUUUUUUGCAAAUAUUAUUGAAACCAGUCAGGGAUGCAGAUGGGAUUACAAUGUUGUUAUGGAAAUCUGAGAAAUAAUGUCACUUGACAAAGGAGCCCGAACUUAAUUUGAGUUACGCCGAAAUACGACGCCAUCGCCACAUGUCAGAAAGUUACAAAAGAUUUGCACGGUUGUGGGACGCUGAGGGUGGAAAACCCCAAUAUAUGAGCUUGGAAUUAGUUUCAGAUGGGAGCAAGGCGGCGAGAGCGUGAAGAAACGAAGACAGACCAUGCAUAAUGUACAGCGGGCAGCAAAAGUUACGCUGUGCAAUGAAUGACGAAUCAUUUCACGUGCAUGUAACAACGAAUCCUCAAGGAAUUCCCUGAUUUUAUCAACCCAAGAGUUCAUUACCGUCUUCACAGGAACCCGCUGUUGGUCUCUAUGCUUUGCCAGAUAAAACCCGUCCAUAACCUAGUAUCUUGAUCUAAAGAUUGGCCACCAUGACAGUUCGAUUGACAACGAAGAUUAGAAAUGAAUUUGGACUGGCAUAUUUUAAAACUUUAUCCACUGUUUCGCUUGCAGAAAUAGCGGGAAAUCACAGAAACCUUCAGUUGCGAUGGCCCACGACAGCCAAAGUAUCUUAACCACGGAGAUAAUAACACGUUAACCCUUUCAAGCCGAAGGUCUACUAAAUUUUAUUUAAGAAUUCAGUCCGUACCGCGAAGAAAACACCGCACUUCACCAUUACAAGGAUCAACUGGUUAACGCUGUUUAA